GGGAAACCUCCUGGGCUCAGGGGGCGGGGCCACCCUCCGAGGCGUUCCAAAUACAAAGGCAGCGGCCGCGAUGGAGGGAGGCUUUGAGAGGCAAAUCGGCUGCAGGGGACGCUCGGGCGGCAGGGCCAUCUUUUAUUACCAGCAACUCCAGCAUCAACCUACAACACAUCAAGCUCACCAGGCAAAAAUUACUUCUUUUUUUUCGCACAAUCCUUCUCCAGAAAUACAAGUUAAUCUAGAUCCAAGAAACUCAGAAACUGAUAUUGCUCCAGAAACAACACCUUUAAUCAUGGACUGGUCAUUAAAUUACAUCAGCGAAAUUACCCCAUGGAACUGCGACUCCCAUUCCAUCCCUCUUAGUCAGGAGCUGGCAGAGGCUGAUACAUUAAUUGAAAACAACUCGACAAGUGGCUCACUAUUAUGCCUCCGAGCCACCGCCUCCCCCCCACCCCCACCCCUGCGCAGCUCUCUUCAAAUAAGAACACGAUGACAGAGGACUAUAUACCAGCCCUACAACCAAGCAACAUCAUGGGUCUUCUACUUUUGAUCCUUGAUGAACUUAACCUAAUGAAGCCUUUCUUUGAAGAAUGCAAUGUACUCUUAAAGUCUUUGACAACAAUAGCCAAAAAAUUUAUACCAGCUAAUUCAUUGCUCCCAGAGUCUGAAACAACUAAGACAAAACAACUAGUUCGACUAAAGCCAGGUGAUGCAACCAAAUUAACCAAGGAGGAUGGGCCAAAGACUGCUGAUAUUACCAGACAACCCAGUCACCUAAAGAAACGUAUUAAGCCCAAGGAAAAAGCGAGGAAAUCCAAGAAAUCCAAGAACGUGAAGAACUAUAAGCACCCUACUGGGAAGAAGCUAAACUUCAAGCCUCUGUUUGAAAUUCUGAAAUCAAUAGACUCUACUACUCCGUUGCCUACCAGCAAACCAGCACAUAAAGAUCGUGGACUAGCUAAAGAUGACAUCCGACUAACUAAUUUGGGGAAAAAAUCCCCCACUCUUCAGACUUAAACUCUCACGACCAUUCUCCAUGCGAAAAUGUAAUUUUAGCCGACGCGAUUGCUAAACCCAAAUUGCAUGGGAAAAAUAAAUCUUCAGCAUUAUUAAUAGUAAAACCUUCUCCUAAAAAGUUCAUAGAAGCGGAUUUAUCAAAGAGCCAUAUGAAGUUAGUUAUGGAAAAUAACAAAGCAGUUUUGCUUAACUUUCCUAACUUCCCAAGGAAGCACGGCUGCUACCCUGAUAAAUACAGAUUCUGUGAGUUCUUAACUACUACUGCACCAAUAUCCCUUACUUCUUCGGAUAUUAACAAUCUCUUUUUUUUAUAUAGCAAUUGCCAUACUACUAGAGUAAUAAUAACCUUCGCAAAUAGUGAGAUGGCGAAGAAGUUUCACACUUCAAAAUCAUUUCUGGCUGAUCAUGGAUUAUUUAUUGUCCAUUGCUUUAAGAAUAUAGUUCCUCCCUUUCCACUGAUAACGGAAGCUUCCAGACUAUGUAAUUCCACAAACGAACAUACCAGUCCUCUUCCUACUCCAGAUGCCCAAUUACAACAAUCCGUUUUGGAGCAUCAACCCUCUUCUAAGGACGCCUUCAAUGAAUCUCGUGAGUCGGAAGAUCUCCAACUCAUUGAAGUCUUUCCUGAUCUACCACUGCAUGAACAAACAAAAAUAAUUAAUAGAUUAGAUUGAUUGAAGACUGAUUUGCACCAAUUACAACACCAGCCUCUAUCUUCAUCUAGUAAAUCUAACGUAAAAUCCGCUAAGGCUUCUCCUUGUCUCCAGCCUGGAGUCCCCACCUCAUCUUCUGUUUCCUGGACAGAGAGAUGAUACUUGGACUCAAACGAGAUUGGAUCUUGCUCCCAGCCCCCGCAAACUCCCUGCCGUACUAACAGGGGGGGCAAAUCGAUAAUUUCAAAUGUAAGUGUAAUAAGACCGGAACUAGACCAAAUUUUUCCAUUAGCAGAACUUAACCCUUGAAAUCUAUUGACUUCCAAUGACAGUAAUUUGCCCCAGCCAGCCUCUGAUGCUCCCCCUCCCUCCGGGCCCAGUGCUGUCUUUAAUUUAUUAUUUUGGAAUAUAGCUGGAUGGAAUAACAAAGUUAAUGGUCCUGAGCUUUUAUCAUUCCUCCGUCCAUUUGAUGUCAUAUGUUUUCAAGAAACAUGGCUAACAGAAGACCAACCUUUUUUUGUUAAUGGAUUUAAAUGUUGGACCAAACCCGCUCAGCGUUUAGCCCAGAAAGGCCGAGCCAGUGGCAGCUUAGCGUUUUUAAUUUCCACAGAGCUAAAUGCCACAGUAACAGAUACCAUUCCCAGCUCCGGAACAUUGCCUAGCCCUAAUCAUAUCUUUCAAAACACUUUCUACGCAAACCCCCCCUUUACUCCCACCACUUAUUUGUAUAAAUGUAUAUAUUCCUCCCAGUGGCCCGAGGCUAAACUCUCAAAGAUGGCAGGACCUACUAGAAUAUAUGGAGCAAAUUCAACAAAAAUAUCCCAUGUAUAAUUUAGUUAUGGGUGGUGAUUUUAAUGCCGGGACGGGCCCUAAUAUUCCAAAUUCAUUAAUACUUCCAGACCUGUGCCCAGGAGAUUAUACAUUUCUACCCCGUACUUCAUACGACAAAGUAACAAAUUUAAAUGGCCGCGCUUUAUAUAAGAUGAUGAUAGGUCUUGGCUUGGUGUGCCUUAAUGGCUCAGAAUAUGACUCGUCCGAGGGGUUUUUCACUUUUAUAACCAAAAGAGGUGCCAGUGUGGUAGAUUAUAUCUUGAUCUACCCACAAAUACUUGAUCUUGUAAAGAAUUUUGACAUCGUUUACAGAUCUGACAGUGAUCAUCUUCCACUGUCAUUGUCUUUAUCCCUCUCUGCUAGUAAAUUGGAAAUCCAAUCGGACAAAGAUUUGUUUCAAGGCCCGAAACGUGGAAGAUGGUCUCCUUUGGUCCUAGAGGAAGUCAGGUCUAUUCUAAUGUCCCCUCCAUUGAUGGAAUUAAGACAUAAAGCUACCCUGCCAGCCAAUGCCAUUAUUGAGAUUUUUGAACAGAUUGUAUCCCAUCUCCACUCUGUUGUCACCACAUCCAAGGUCAUCCCAGAUAUACUUCAACUUGGGAAUAAACCGUGGUUUGAUAAAGUUUGCUUGGCCAAAAAGAAACAGGUUUGUUAUCAAACCCGUUUCACUAGAUUACAUUAUUCGGAAUUGGCCUUAGCUAAACUUUAUACACUUAAAAAAGAAUAUAAUAACCUACUAAAAUAUAAAAGAUCAACCUAUGUCACUUCAUUUUGGCAUCGGCUUGGAGUGGCGGCUCUUAAUUCUAAUCAGGAGAACUUCUGGAGAUUGGUUCGAAAUUCUCAGUCUGACAACUCCCAUAUCUCAAUCCCUCGAAUCCUCCCCGAGUCUUGGAUUUUCCUACUUCCAGGCAAUUUUUGAUGAUCCAUCCUCCUUGGACCAACCUUCUUUCACUAUUCCUAUUGAUUGUCCACAAUGGCCCCCAGUAACUGGAACUGAAAUAGACAACUUGAUCUCACAACUGUGUUCUGGGAAAGCCCCAGGCCAAGACUUGUUGCCAGCUGAAUUGUAUCAAUCUUUUCCUUUAUGGUGGCGCCCUAUUCUUGCCGCCUUAUUUACUAAAAUCAACGAAACAGGCUACAUUCCCCACAGUUGGAAAAUGAGUAUUGUAGUCCCAAUAUUUAAAAAAAGAGAUCCCACUAAACCAUCAAAUUUCAGACCCAUAAGCCUUCUGGACGUUGUGGCAAAACUGUAUGGGCGUUUCCUUCUAAAUAAACUCCUUGACUGGGACAAGGAGCAAGCUAUUAUAUCAGAUGCCCAAGCAGGAUUUAGGGAAGGGGCCUCAACACUACACCAACUGUUUAUUCUCCAUCAUCUUAUCACGCAUGUACAUAUGAACCCGCAGUGCUCUCUAUACCUAGCGUUUAUUGAUUUCUCGGCCGCCUUUGAUUCUAUUAACCGUCGUUUACUUUGGAGUAAACUUGAAAAGGCUGGCAUUAAUAAAAGAUUGCUCUGGCUUCUCCAAUCCUUACACCAAGACACUGUUUUAAGAAUUCGCUUAGGUCACAAUGGUCUUCUAUCCCAAAAAAAUCUAAUGAGGAGAGGAGUAAAACAGGGCUGCAUACUGGCCCCUUUCUUGUUCAACUUUUUUAUCAAUGAUAUAGUCCCGGCAAUGUCCUCUCCAUCAUUUUUUCCACCUUCAAUCAAAGAUAGAAAAGUUCCGGUCCUUUUAUAUGCGGAUGACUUACUCCUACUCUCCCAAAAUAGGCUAGGAUUUAAACGAAUGCUCUCACAAUUCCAGACAUACUGUGCCACCCAAUGUCUUCAUAUUAACUACUCAAAAACUAAAAUAAUGAUUUGCGGAAAGUAUAGUAAAGUUAAAUCCAUCUGGCACUUAAAUGGGCAUACAAUAGAACAGGUCCACACUUUCAAAUAUUUGGGUAUAUAUAUUAACAACAAAUUGUCAUGGGCUCAACAGUUGGCCCAUAUUAAACUCGUAGCUCUCAAGGCCCUCGGCCUCUUGAAGAAAUUUUUUUACUCCAAGGGCGGCCAACUGAUGAGACCCAUGUCCAAACUUUAUAUAUCAAAAAUUCUUCCAAAAAUCAUGUAUGGGUGUGAGAUCUGGGGCCCUUCUCUACGGUCAGCCCUAGAACCUAUUCAAAACACCUUCUUUAAGCAAAUCUUAGGCUUACCCAAAGGCACGCCGGCGGCCCAUAUGAGAAUAGAACUUAAAUCUCCCUCCUUAAUGGCCAGAGCCGACCUAGCGUUUUUACGCUUAUGGAAAAAAUUCUCGGAGGCCAAUCCAUCCUCACUGGCCAAACUCUGCUGGGAGGUUCAGCUAGAAAAAGGGGGUUGGGCAAAAAAUUUUAUGCCCUGGGCAUUCAGUAUCUUCUGACCCCUUCUCUGCUCGCUAGUCUUAAUUCAAAGGCUCUGUCUAACCAAAUCUAUGAUAGUGACGCACAACAAGAUUCCGCAGUGAUCGCCACCUCCCAUUUUUCCAAAUGGUUUACCCAUAUUAAACCUAAUCAUACAUGGCCUCCUUAUCUAGAUGUUCUAACAAGCACCCCGCCUCAGAAGAGCUUAUACCAAAUUACGAUUUCAGGUGAUGCCCUCGAACUAUCUGUAUGGUCGAUACCUUGGUAUCCCACAUGCCGAAAGGCUAUGCAUAGCAGGAUGUAGAGUGCCAGAAGACCUAAUUCAUUAUAUGCUCGAUUGCCCUCUAUUUUCUUCCCCACGAGCAAAAUUUUUAUCACCACUGAUUCCAGCGAAUAAUAAUAACGACAAUAAGUCUCAGACUUUGAUUUUGUUAUUAUCUGCUAUACAGCCACACAUGAUAAUUUCUAUUGCAAACUUUGCUUUAGCGGCCAAGAAACUGAGAGCUUUUUAUC
This is a messenger RNA of Rhineura floridana, 5381 nucleotides long. It is a transcript of the gene HSD3B7, whose product is annotated as hydroxy-delta-5-steroid dehydrogenase, 3 beta- and steroid delta-isomerase 7. NCBI's taxonomy places the organism in Eukaryota, Metazoa, Chordata, Lepidosauria, Squamata, Rhineuridae. The transcript is spliced from 2 exons. The coding region runs from base 2464 to 3414 and encodes 316 amino acids. Gene Ontology annotation, molecular function: 3-beta-hydroxy-Delta5-steroid dehydrogenase (NAD+) activity. Gene Ontology annotation, biological process: steroid biosynthetic process. The record is from RefSeq and is a predicted model, not a curated record.